UCUGUGGUCAACAAGGAAAAUAGAAGGAAACUGAAAGAGCUUAGCUAUGGAGGUUCUCAGUCAAUCCCAGCCCUACGCUAUAAAAAGCGCAAUUUAGAGACUGGGCAACUUGAGUCCAUCCCGGAUAGCUGGAUGGAUACUCACCAUAAAUCAGGCACAGGGUGGGUGACAGAGACAGCCAAAAAUACUUGGGAGGAAUUGCGUGCAUACCGCGACACACAGCAGACACAGGCAACUGAUACUGAGAGUUCCACACCAGUUUCGAGUGCGCCUGAAGAUGAAGACAUAUCUUUGGUACAAACUGUCUUCGGAAAACGAUGGGGCCACCAGAAAGGAUAUGGACGUAUCCUUAACAUAAGGGACCGAACUCCAUUUGAUUUUCGUCCUUCACAAACUAGAGAUGAAGAGUUGUCUGAGAUGAGAGAGCGUCUUCGACAGUUAGAGGAGCAUGUCCGGACUCAUUGUAUCACCCCGGGAUCUCAAUCUGCCCCACCACCACCCGAUGAUCCCGAUGUUGGAGCACCGACUCAGUAGGACUUAUGUAUGAAUUUUAUUACAAUUGACUAUUACAUUAUCAUGUUUAAGACAAUUCUUUAUUUUGAUUCAGCGAACAUAC
Humulus lupulus (European hop) is the source of this 616-nucleotide messenger RNA. RefSeq lists its product as uncharacterized. NCBI's taxonomy places the organism in Eukaryota, Viridiplantae, Streptophyta, Magnoliopsida, Rosales, Cannabaceae. The record is from RefSeq and is a predicted model, not a curated record. The transcript has 3 exons. Bases 133 to 534 code for a protein of 133 amino acids.